GCCCCGCCUCGCCUCGCCUCGGGGAGCUGCCGGCGGGCGCCGCCCGCUCUCUCAGGCAGGGAGGCCCGGCCCGGCGGCUGAGGCGCCCCCUCCCGUACCCGAUGCAGUUGAAGAUCUGUUCAUCUUAUGGUGGGGACAAGACCUGAUCCUCCCCUGCAUCCGUCCAAGGUGAAGGGAGCCUUGCCAGAACGUGCGAGUGUGUGCUGACACACUGCUCCUGGCCGAUGGGCAGCUGCCAGGCAGCCAGCGCUUCUCUGACUCCCGGCUGUUGGAUGAUACGGAACCUCCACUGGUUUCAGCUCCACAAAUGGCAGUAUUUCUUUCCGUUGGCUGCUUUGAUUUGAUGUGUCCUUGUGAAAAAGACUGGGUCCAUCUGUUCACUAGUAGUUUCCUUUUGAAAUAUCUCUUAAGGUGCUUUGCCAGGAGAAUUCCAGCUUGGUUGCACUGGCAAGUGAUGAUUAUAAAUGAUAAUUUAUAACCGUUGUUCAGACUGAUGGUGCAUGAGUACUGGAACAUGGACUCUGUUAGCAAGUAUUAGUAACUAUGCAGCACGAGUUGAGAGACUUUCACAUUGUCUGUUUUAAGCAAAGGUUUGACGCUGAACUAGAACUGACCUUUACAGACUGGUUUUUUUUAGCUUGAGCAUAACUUCCCAUAGCUGUAGUGGCCAUAAAUAGUUUACUUUGUUUAGACAUUUCUCCUAAUCCUUCAUUUUCAUGCAGAAUUUUUCUCUUCUGAGCACAAGAUCAGUGUAGGAAUUCAGUACUUUUGUUUAUAUAAAUAAUUCUCUUUUGUUUGUUUUGGAAACUGUUUUGUGACAACUAUGAAAUUUCUCUUGGUUUUUGAUUUUGACCAUACAAUCAUAGAUGAAAAUAGUGAUACCUGGAUUGUGAAAUGUGCUCCUAAGAAUAAACUUCCUAAUGGAUUAAGAAACUCCUACCGACCAGGACACUGGACAGAAUACAUGGGCAGAGUCUUUGUCUACUUGGGAGACAAUGGCAUCAAAGAAGAUGAGAUGAAAAGAACUAUGACAACAAUUCCUUUCACUGCAGGAAUGGUAGAUCUUCUGCAUUUCAUUGGUGGGAACAAAGAGCUGUUUGACUGCAUAAUUGUUUCAGAUUCUAAUACAGUAUUUAUUGACUGGAUUUUGAAAGCUGCUGACUUCCAUAAGGUAUUUGAUGAAGUGUUUACAAACCCUGCAGCAUUCAGUAGUACUGGCUAUCUUACUGUACAGAACUUCCAUGCUCACCAUUGUGCCAAGUGCCCUAAAAACCUUUGCAAAAGGAAAGUUUUGAAAGAAUUUCUAGAUAAACAGCUGGAGCGAGGAGUAAGCUAUACACAGGUUGUAUAUAUAGGUGAUGGUGGGAAUGACCUAUGUCCAGUAAUGUUUUUGAAGAAGGAUGACAUUGCUAUGCCCAGGCAGGGCUAUACCUUGGAGAAAAAGAUUUCUCAGCUGGCCCAAGAUCUCAGUCCUGUAGAGUGUUCUGUUCUGGUUUGGUCAUCUGCUACUGAAAUUAUGUCUUAUCUGAAAGUGCUUAUAAAGGAAUAAUUCAAACGAUAAAAGGAAACUAAUAUAGUGGUAUUUUAUCAUCCUGGAAGAGAAAAACUGUACGUGUAUAAAAGCACAGAAUUGUAAAAUUGGGAUGUUAUCUGAACUUAUGUUUUUUAAACACAAUAUAAAUCUGUUUAUUUUUCAAUCUUGGCAAUAGUGGGAAAGUGAAGUUAAAAUGGCUUUCUAACAUAGUACACAUUCCAACAUAAGUGGAGACUCGGAGUUGCAAGAGCAAUUGCCAUUCUUCUUAGUCUUCCCCCUCCCCCCAGGCCUUUACCGACUACAUAACUGACCUUUUCUGUCUGCGCUUAGGGGAAGGAGUAGGAUUAGUGCACAAAAGAAUGAAGUUCUUUGUUUUCAAAAUAUUAGGUGCCAGGAGCAUGGUUCUGGAACUGUUGGCUUUUAUACUACUUUGAUCAGGAUAAAUGUUUAAUUUUGUAAAUUAUUUGCUAUGUUUGUAAUCUUGUUUGCUUUGAAAAUGCAUUUAUAUUCUCAAUAUACUAAAUAUUUUACCAGACCAAAUUACUUUUUAAUAGUUUGUAUUAUGUUGUGCUGUAAAAACAAUAAAAGUUACUGUCACUGACAAAAGUAACACA
Messenger RNA from Phalacrocorax carbo (great cormorant), 2148 nucleotides. The record is from RefSeq and is a predicted model, not a curated record. NCBI's taxonomy places the organism in Eukaryota, Metazoa, Chordata, Aves, Suliformes, Phalacrocoracidae.